CUUGAACAUACAUAAAAACAUCUUAUUAGAACGGAAUUGUUUGUUACAGGAACAAAGAAGUAGUAGCUAGUUCCAGUGGUGAUCACAAAGGCACAAGCUAGCAACGCUCACAUAUGGCGCGCCGUUGCUAUUAGAGAUUAAGGGGAAUAGUGUGUGGUGUAUCUUUACAAACAUAACAUCAAUCUGAUUAGAUAUGAACGGAAUGAUGGCAGAGCCCGAAUGGGAUAGAGAUUCGGAUCACGAUGAGGAAGGGAAAAGUGACGAUGAUUCAACUGUGUUUAAUGAGCUUAAGGAGACUUUAUACAGACGCGAUAUAGAUGCGAUUGAUAAAGAGCUAAAGGAACUCGAGACCAAUACCCAUGAAGCGCAUAAUGCCGAGGUCAAUGAAUUGGAGAUGCAGAAGGAGAAACGACUGGAACAGUGCAAGAUCUACUCGCGGUAUCUCACACAAUGUGUGAAUAGUAGGUUCAAUAAGCAGAAGAAAGAAUCGGAGGAGGCCUUGGCGAAGGCAAUUGGU
Messenger RNA from Sphaeroforma arctica JP610, 517 nucleotides. RefSeq lists its product as hypothetical. The record is from RefSeq and is a predicted model, not a curated record. The transcript has a single exon. Lineage: Eukaryota; Ichthyosporea; Ichthyophonida. The annotation marks the transcript as partial.